This is a messenger RNA of Mesorhabditis spiculigera, 489 nucleotides long. NCBI's taxonomy places the organism in Eukaryota, Metazoa, Nematoda, Chromadorea, Rhabditida, Rhabditidae. The record is from the annotation of a GenBank genome assembly.
AUGGGAAAAUCAGAGGGGCCAAUCCUCGCCCAGGAUCGUAUUUUCAUUCUGAUUCCAUUUGCAAUGUACGGACUCGUAGUCCUUGCUCUCGUUGGGACCGCUCUGGCCGCUGAAUCCUCCCCGGCGCUCAUCUUGAGCCCGUUGGUUAAGCAAUACCAAGACCUGAUCUACGGGGAGAAGUACGAUCAACUCGAGAAUCUCUACCACCCGAAUGCUGUCCUCGUCGUCAACGGACACGCUGCGCCUUAUUACACCCCAAAGAACAUUUUCGCGCAGAUCAAAUCUUCACGUUCCAAGGUCGGCGGCGCCAAGACCACCUUCCUCAAGGAGAGCUUCACCGGUGCCGGCGAGGUGCUGAUGUACGAGAACCAGUGGAAGAUUUCGACCGCCACCAGCGAGCUGACCGGCCCCUAUCGCGCCAUCUGGGUGAUGCACAACGGCAAGUGGGUCAUCUACCACGAGGAGUUCAGCCAGGCCGUCAAGAAACUU